AUGGAUCUUCCCGAAUUUUCAAAUGCUCCGUUGAAGAAACGCCACAGCUGGCGCCCUCAGAGCCUUGAGGAGGAAGAUAGCACGGAAGUCCGUCAAUUGACGGGCAAGAUAAGGACACUUGCCCAGUCCAGAUUAUCAAUAAUCGAGGAAUGGCGGAAGGUUACCGAGGGGAUCCAUAGCCCCGCCCCACAGCCAGAAGAUCACAACCGGGACCUUGACCCCGGAUUCGAAGAGGAUACGGACGUAUUUGUGGAGCUUGAGGAUGGAGUAUUCUACCAGGCGAGCUAUGACAGCACGGAAGUGGCCAUCAUCGCUGACUAUCCCGGCCUCCUCCCUGCCUCGCAUGUAAUUAAUCAAGAGACACCUUCUUCGAAAGAGCUUCCUCAUUACGCCUCACCCACCACACUAUUUCGUGCUCCAAAGGGGAGGCGCCCGAUGCCUCAACGUGCACCAGAGGCAUCUCCUAGGAGAGCGGCGCCCGUGUCGAGGAAAUCUUUGAAGAGGAAGGCGAACGACAACACGGCAGAACCUUCAUCAAAGAGGAAAAGCGUUCGCCAGACUAUGUCCGGGGAUCCUGCCGGCCGCGCCUCCACAAGUCAGAAUGCCACCCAAUGGGCUGAUACGGGAACCAGAGGCACAAAACUAGCGAAGCAGGCCAGAUGGGGACAAAUCUUGUCUAAAAGAAAAGAUGGGAUAAAUCAAAGUGAACUAUUUUUCAGAAGGGAAUUUUCCCCGGAAGACCCUCCACCGGGAGUCACCGCUCGUCGGGUCUCCGUCCCCCUCUUUCCCCGCUCCCCCGAAUCAGAACUCCGACCUCCGGAGUCGCGCUCGGCGACCGCGCUGCCCUGCCACCUCGAGCAAGCAAGGGAGAUGUCUCUAAUCCGAAUAGCUUUUUCUUUGGUCCUCCUCCUCGCCGCGGCGGAGUCCGCGGCGGCGACGCGCUCACCGUCGGCCUUCGUGCAGAACGCCAUCUACUCCAACCGCAUCACCAUCUUCUCCAAAUCCUACUGCCCGUACUGUAUGCGUACUAAGCGAAUAUUUAAAGACCUCAAUGAAAAUCCUUACGUUGUUGAACUUGACCUCCGAGAGGAUGGCCGAGACAUUCAAGGUGUUCUUCUAGACCUAGUUGGGCGCAAUACUGUGCCACAGGUGUUUGUGAAUGGCCACCACGUUGGUGGCUCAGAUGAUACAAAAACUGCUCUUUCAGACGGACAACUUCAGAAACUUCUUGGUCAGAGUCAGUCGCAGUGAUGAUCACCGCCGAAGCUUGGUAUUGCCCAAAACUUGUGAAAUGUCUAACAUGCGGUGUUCCUUAUGGGAGGAAUGGAACCUUAACACUCUUUAGGAAUAUGAACAGAGUGUUGCAGCUCAUGCCAGGAUUUUUUAUUUUUUUUGAGUGGAAGUGUUGUGACAAAAAUCCAUGUGCUGGAUUGUAUGGUUUUCUCAAGUGCAUAUACAUUUAUCUGUUGUGCCUGUUUUUAUUA
This is a messenger RNA of Triticum urartu, 1484 nucleotides long. Its product is annotated as Glutaredoxin family protein. Gene Ontology annotation, biological process: cellular response to oxidative stress. Gene Ontology annotation, cellular component: cytoplasm. Lineage: Eukaryota; Viridiplantae; Streptophyta; Magnoliopsida; Poales; Poaceae. The record is from RefSeq and is a predicted model, not a curated record. Gene Ontology annotation, molecular function: glutathione disulfide oxidoreductase activity.